Lepisosteus oculatus (spotted gar) is the source of this 12485-nucleotide messenger RNA. The record is from RefSeq and is a predicted model, not a curated record. Lineage: Eukaryota; Metazoa; Chordata; Actinopteri; Semionotiformes; Lepisosteidae.
GGCGGCGGGGAGCUGCGAGGGAGCCGGUGGGGGGCGCUGUCCCCGCGAGUGAGGCCUGCGCUUUCAGGCAGCCGCGGAGAAGGAGGCGGAGAGAAAGGCCGAAACUGGGAGCCACACUACUUCACAGCCAGCGCUUUCGUGUUCGGGGAGGGGGGACCCCUGUAUGGUUCAUUCAUGGACUUCAAAUAAACGGAACGCCGAGCCUGAAAUUUUUUAGCGCCGCGUUUUGUCGUCGUCAUCGUCGCCGUCGUCGCCCCUGCCGCCCCGGUCCCGAGCCGGUCAUGCAGCCGCCGCGAGGGGAAUGAGCCGCAGAGCCCUCGGGUCUCGGCUAAGCAGCGCCCACAAACUGCAGCGGAACUGGAAUGACUGGCAGCCCAGCGGCGACGGAGCAUCAGCCAGCCCAGACGGUGUGAAGCGCGGCGCCCCGAGAGAGCACGGCCCUGAGGCGCCCCCCGACUCGCAGCCUUUCGGCGCGCCCGGCAGCCCCCCGCAGUGCGAUGAAGCCUCCGCAGCCUCUGAUGGACUCGAAGAAGAGGGUGGAUAUGAAGUUAACGGAGGUCUUGGUGAAAGUGCUUUUGGUCGGAAGUCGCUGGGGCAAGAGCUGAGAAGAAACGAUGUGACGGCGGAUUUAACCAGUUUUCAGCAUGGAAACCGUGCUUUAGCUACAAAGGACAUGAGGAAAUCACAGGAUCGACUGUUGCCCUACUCUGAUGAAUCUCGGCUGGCCAACCUCCUGCGGCGGGUGUCCCGGGAAGACGAUAGGGACCGCAGGCUGGCCACCAUGAGGCAGCUGAAGGAAUUUAUUCAGCACUCGGAAAACAAAGUGGUCCUAGUGAAGCAGCUGGAAAGUAUCCUGUCUGCGCUACACGAUGUUUUAAAUGAAAGCAGUAAACUACUCCAGGAACUGAGACAGGAGGCGGCCUGCUGUCUGGGCUUGCUGUGCGCCUCCUUGAGCUAUGAGGCAGAGAAGAUAUUCAAGUGGAUUUUUCAGAAAUUCAACUCCUCCACCAAAGAUGAAGUCAAGCUGCUGUACCUGGUGUCUGCAUACAAGGCUCUGGAGACGGUUGGGGAGAAGAAGGCGUUUUCCCCAGUCAUGCAGCUGGUAAUGAGCAGCUUACAGUCUAUUCUGGAGAAUCUGGACACCCCUGAACUGCUGUGUCAGAGUGUAAAAUGCAUACUCUUGGUGGCUCGCUGCUACCCACACAUUUUCAGCACCAACUUCCGGGAUACUGUGGAUAUCCUUGUAGGGUGGCACAUUGAUCACACACAGAAAACAUCACUUACUCAGCAGGUGUCCGGCUGGCUACAGAGCUUGGAGCAGUUCUGGGUGGCAGAUCUUGGGUUCUCCACUACCUUGCUGGGGCAGUUUCUUGAAGACAUGGAGGCCUAUGCAGAGGACCUGAGCCACGUGGCUUCAGGCGAGACGGUGGAUGAGGACGUGCCCCCGCCCUCGGUGUCGCUGCCCAAGCUGGCCGCCCUGCUGCGCGUGUUCAGCACGGUGGUGCGCAGCAUCGGAGAGAGGUUCAGUCCCAUCCGCGGCCCGCCCAUUACGGAGGCAUACGUGACCGACGUGCUCAACCGGGUCCUGGCCUGCGUCACCACGGCCAAGCAGGUGUUCUUCUCGGAGGCGGUCCUGACGGCGGCCAACGAGUGUGUGUGCGUGCUGCUGGUGAGCAUGGACCCCGGCACGAGCCAGCUGGCGGACGCGGUCAUCUCGUACGGCCUCGGCCAGCUCGACAGCUGCCGGGCCUGCGGGCCGGAGUACUGCAUCGCCGUGCUCAACCUCCUGACACUGAUCAUCGAUCAGAUUAAUACCAAACUGCCUGCGUCAUUCGUAGAGAAGCUGCUGGCGCCAGAUUCACAGCUACUGGAGCUGCGCUUCCACAGAGAUCGAGAGGUGAUCGCUGCAGCACAUGCUGUGUACCAAGCUGUCCUGAGUCUAAAGAACAUACCCAUCCUGGAGGCGGCCUACAAGCUGGUGCUGGGGGAGAUGGGCUGUGCCCUGAACAGCCUGCUCGGACUGCUGGGCCUGCCCCCUGCCUGCCCCCACAUACAGCACAACGCCUUUGCUCACAUACAGCUGCUGCCAGAGAGGGCAGAGUUCAUUGUCAUCUUCAACCUCAGUGCCCUCACUACCAUUGGCAACACGAAGAACUCUCUUAUUGGGAUGUGGGCCCUGUCUCCAACCGUGUUCGCCCUGCUCAGUCAGAACCUGGUGGUGGUCCACUCCCAGCUGGCGGUGCAUCACCCUGCCAUUCAGUACGCUGUGCUCUACACCCUGUACUCUCACUGUACCAGGCAUGAUCACUUCAUCUCCAGCAGCCUGAGCUCAUCCUCCCCGUCCCUGUUUGACGGGGCUGUUAUCAGCACUGUCACUACGGCAACCAAGAAACACUUCAGCACCCUCCUCAACUUGCUGGGGAUGCUCCUGAACAAGGAGCACCUCUACCCCGAAGCCCGGAAGAUCCUGCUUACCUGGGCUGUUGAGAUCGCUCUGGUGAUGAAGAAAUCGGACACCUACUCUCCCCUCUUCUCCCUUCCAUCGUUCCACAAGUUCUGCAAAGGCCUGCUGGCCAACGCCCUGAAUGAAGAUCCCUCUGUCUGCCUCCAGACCUGCAUCGGUCUGCAGGUGCUCUCCUCAUCCCUCCCCGCAGAUCUCCUGCAAAGGUGUGUGGAUGUGUGCAGAGUUCAACUGGUACACUCUACCGUGCGUGUCAGGCAGGCUUUCGGGAAGCUGCUGAAGACCAUCCCCUUGGACAUCGCCCUGAGUAACCGUGGACACACUGAGAUUCAGGAGAUUUCUCUGGCCAUCCGUGGACACAUGAGCAAGGCUCCCAGCAACACCUUCCACCCACAGGACUUCUCUGACCUCAUCAGCUUCAUCUUGUAUGGGACUGUGCACCGCGGGGGGAAGGAGCCCUGGCUGGAGAGGCUGUUCCACAGCUGCCAGCGGCUGGAGAAGCGCGACGCGGCCCCCGUGCCCCGAGCCCUGCUGAAGACGGAGGCCGUGCUGUGGCAGUGGGCAGUCUGGGAAGCGGCGCAGUUCACGGUCCUGUCCAAGCUCCGCACCCCGCUGGGCCGGGCGCAGGACACCUUUCAGACCAUCGAGGGGAUGAUCCGCAGCCUGGCGGCUCACAGCCUGAACCCGGAGCAGGAGAUGAAUAACUGGAGUGGUGGAGAGAGUGAUGAGGGGCACCACAGCAACCAGCUGCGGCUCGCCUUGCUGCUCCAGUUCCUGGAGAACUUGGAGAAGCUCAUGUACAAUGCCUACGAGGGCUGUGCCAACGCACUCACAGCGCCACCUAAGGGCAUCCGGACUUUUUUCUACACAAACCGGCAGACAUGCCAGGACUGGCUGACUCGAAUCCGAAUGGCGCUGAUGCGGGUGGGACUGCUAUCGGGCCAGCCAGCGGUCACUGUGAGGCACGGGUUCGACCUGCUCACAGAAAUGAGGAACAGUGGUGCUCCGGGCUCUGAAAUGGAGGUGCCCAUCAUGGUGCUGGUGGAGGCUCUCUGUGACCUGCGCUGUCCAGAGGCCAUCCAAGGACUGGCAGCCUGGAGCUCUGCCAGCGCAGGAAAGAGCUUGAGCUGGGUGGGCUCUGUGGCCUUACAGGCUGAGGGGAAGUUCGAGAAGGCUGCUGUGGAGUAUCAAGAACAACUGUGCGCCAUCACUGGAGUGGACUGCUCUAUCAAAGGCUUUGACAAGUCCCUGCUGAAGGUAGCCAGCACCAACAGUGGCAAUAGUGCCAGCCCAAAGCACACAGGCAAUGGAGAUGGCCGGAAGACCGUGCUGCUUAAACCCAGCGACUGCUCACCUGAGGUGCUCAACUUCCUGGCCAACAAGGCCUGUGAGUGCUACGUAGCGCUCUGUGACUGGACGUCUGUUCAGGAGUGGCAGAACAGCACCCUGGCGUUGAAGAAGACCGCAAACGGCUCCACCAUCCACCUCAAGACAGACUUCAACUACAUCAGGGCUCUGAGCAGCUUUGAGUCAGGAGAUUUUGCCGAGUGUUGUGAGCAGCUGGAGCUCCUGCCUGGAGAGGACAUAGGACUGCUCAAUUCCUCCUCCUCUUCCUCCCGAGACAAGCUAGACCUAAAGAGGCUCCUACCGGGCAUGCUCAGUCCAGAUCCUACCGAGCUGCAGAAGGCAAUUGAGGUCCAGCUGUUGAGGAGCGCUCUGGGUGUGGUCACUACCGUCAAUCACAAUGAGCAGGACCAGAAAGCCGCGCCUGUGUCCGAAAACUUGGUGAGGUACCUGAAGCAGAUGGGUCGGAUCUCUCUGGGGCCCCUGAGGCUGUCCACUCUGACACUGUCGGGUGCCCUGCCCACGCUGAGCACCCUGCAGCUGCACUGCGCCACCUCUCUGGAGAGCACCCUCACUACCCAGUUUUCUUCCGAGGACUGCCUGAUCCCUCUGUACAGCCAGGCCCUGUACUCCUGUAAACAGCAGGAUGUCCAGCCCUGGCUCCAUGCCCUGAGGUACACAGCUUUCCAGAGGCAGCUGUCCGCGAAGCUGAAAGGCUCCUCCGUUCCCGUUGACUCCCACCUCAUGGAGCUGUGUCUGACUGCCGUGAAGUUCGCCCGCAAACAAGGGAACAUCGCCCUGGCCGCCAGGCUGCUGGCGCAGUGCAGCGAGGCGCCCUUCGGGGGCAGUGCCAGCGGGCAGGACCUGGUGCAGCUCUUUAAGGGGUUGUCCCUGCAGGGCUCUGUGGGAGAGAAGUGGGGUCCUGAGCUGGAGAUUGAGAAGGCGAAGGUGCUCUACACGGCUGGCCAGUCCGGCUCGGCCAUGGAGAUGAUGAGCUCGUGCGCGCUGUCGUACUGCCGCUCGGGGAAGUGCGAGCGGGCCGCCUGCCGCUCCGUCCUCACCCUGUGCAAGUGGCUGGUGGCGGAGUGGAAGGACCUGACGGCGCAGCUGAAGCAGGUGGUGAAGAGGCCCCCCAGCUUACCCCCUCUCGGUAAAAACAUCGCCGCCCUGCUGGAGCUGCCGCUGGAGGACCAGGGCGUGCCAGGCAUCACUGCAGAGGCCACAGUGAGUGUGGGAGUUGGGGAGGCCGACUUCGUGCUGGGGCAGCUGUACCAGUUGUCGGCUGUUCAAGCUCCAGAAGUGGCGAAGUCCUGGGCUGCCCUUGGCAGCUGGGCAUACAGAUGGGGCAGAAAGGUCGUGGACAACGCCAGCCAAGGAGAGGGUGUGCCUUUGCUGCCGGGGGAGAAGCAGGAAGUAGAGGAGCUGCUUCCAGCUUGCGCUUCGGAGGAUGACAAAGAGACCAUCUACAGCAUUCUUGGCCAGGCUAUGUGUCGACCAGCGGGAAUCCAGGACGAAGACAUGGCUCUGCAGAACGAGGAGAGUGAGGAGGAUGACAUGGUGGAUGUGAUCUGGAGGCAGCUGCUGAGCUCGUGCCCCUGGCUGUCCGAAGCAGAGGAGAGAGUGACCGAGGGGCUCAUCAGAGUGUGGCGCCGGGUGGUGGACCGCAUUUUCAGCCUGUACAGGGUGUCGUGCCGGGCCUAUUUCACCUUCCUGAAGCUCAACGCCGGGCAGGUGCCCAUCAGCGAGGACGACCCGAAACUGCUGCUGAGCGACGACCCCGGCAACCAGAGCAACGACGACAUGAUCGUCAUGGCGACCCUGCGGCUGCUGCGCCUGCUGGUGAAGCACGCGGGGGAGCUGAGGGAGAGCCUGGAGCUGGGCCUGGCGUCGACGCCCACGGCGCCCUGGAGAGGCAUCAUCCCGCAACUGUUCUCGAGGCUGAACCACCCGGAGGUGUACAUCCGGCAGAGCAUCUGCAGCCUGCUGUGCCGGGUGGCGCAGGACUCCCCCCACCUCGUCCUGUACCCGGCCAUCGUGGGCUCCAUCUCCCUGGGAGGGGAGGCUCAGGCCGCAGGAGGCAAGCUGCCAUCGGCUCUGCCCACCCUGCUGAGCAAUAUCCAGGGUGAGGCGCUGUGCGGUGGCGAGAGCGAGGCGGGCAGUGCCCCAGCCUCCCAGGAGAGCAGCAAGGGAGAGGAGAUGGUGUGUUCCAGCGAGGACCAAGCCAUGAUGCAGGACUGCUACAGCAAGAUUGUGGACAAACUUUCCUCUGCUAACCCAACUAUGGUGCUACAGGUCCAGAUGCUGGUGGGUGAGCUGCGGCGCAUCACCCUGCUCUGGGAUGAGCUGUGGCUGGGGGUCCUGCAGCAGCAGCACAUGCACGUCCUGCGCAGGAUCCAGCAGCUGGAGGACGAGGUCAAGAGGGUGCAGAACAACAACACGCUGCGCAAGGAGGAGAAGAUUGCCAUCAUGAGAGAGAAGCACUCUGCUCUGAUGAGGCCGGUGGUCUUUGCGUUAGAACAUGUGCGCAGCAUUACAGCAGCUCCCGCUGAGACCCCCCAUGAGACGUGGUUUCAGGAGAACUUCGGAAGUGCUAUUGACAACGCUCUGGAGAGACUGAGGAACCCCUCGAACCCGGCAAACCCUGCCAGCAGCUGGAUACCUUUCAAGCAGAUCAUGCUGAGUCUGCAGCAGCGUGCACAGAAACGUGCGAGUUAUUUGUUGCAUUUGGAUGAGAUCAGCCCUCGCCUGGCAGCCAUGUUGAGCACUGAGAUCGCUCUGCCUGGAGAGGUUUCUGCGACAGAUGCUAUCACCAUCCAGAGUGUGGGCAACACCAUCACCAUCCUCCCUACCAAGACCAAGCCCAAGAAACUCUACUUCCUGGGCUCUGAUGGCAGGAACUACCCCUACCUGUUCAAAGGGCUGGAGGACUUGCAUCUGGAUGAAAGGAUCAUGCAGUUCCUCUCCAUUGUCAACACCAUGUUUACAAAAGUGAACCAGCAGGAAAGUCCCCAUUUCCAUGCCCGUCACUACUCUGUCACUCCCCUGGGCACACGCUCCGGACUCAUCCAGUGGGUGGAUGGGGCCACGCCCCUCUUUGGGCUGUACAAGCGCUGGCAGCAACGGGAGGCCAUCCUGCAAGCUCAGAAGAUCCAGGAUUCCUUCCAGCAGCCCCAGAACCCACCCAUGGUGCCCCGGCCCAGUGAGCUCUACUACAGCAAGAUCAGCCCCGCGCUGAAGGCAGUGGGGCUCAGCCUGGACGUGUCCCGGCGGGACUGGCCGCUGAGCGUCAUGAGGGACGUCCUGAGGGAGCUGAUGGAGGCCACUCCGCCUAACCUGCUCGCCAAGGAGCUGUGGUGUUCCUGCACCACCCCCAGCGAGUGGUGGAGAGUCACUCAGUCCUAUGCCAGGUCCACGGCCGUUAUGUCCAUGGUGGGAUACAUCAUCGGGCUGGGAGAUCGGCACCUGGACAACGUGCUGAUCGACAUGACCACGGGCGAAGUGGUGCACAUUGACUACAACGUCUGCUUUGAGAAAGGGAAGAGCCUGAGGGUGCCGGAGAAGGUCCCCUUCCGCAUGACCCACAACAUCGAGACUGCACUGGGGGUCACCGGGGUUGAGGGCAUAUUUAGACUGUCCUGUGAGCAGGUGAUCCACAUGAUGCGUCGGGGGCGAGAGACCUUGCUGACCCUGCUGGAGGCCUUUGUGUACGACCCCCUGGUAGACUGGACGGCCAGUGGGGAGGUGGGCUUCGCUGGUGCGGUCUACGGAGGCGGGGGGCAGCAGGCGGAGAGCAAGCAGACCAAGAGAGAGAUGGAGAGGGACAUCACCCGCAGCCUUUUCUCCUCCCGCGUAGCAGAGAUCAAGGUGAACUGGUUUAAGAACCGAGAGGAGAUGCUGACGGUGCUGCCGCAGGUGGAGAGCGGGGUGGAGAAGUACCUGAGCCUGCAGGAGCAGCUCACUGAGGUUGAGAAGCUGCAGGGCAAGCUGCUGGAGGAGAUCGACUUCCUGGAGGGAGCAGACAGCAGGACGGACCAUCCCAUCCACACACUGGAGCACAGGUACUCGGAGCACACCCAGCUGCAGUCUCGGCAGCGGGCCGUGCAGGAGGCCAUCCAGGUGAAGCUGUCGGACUUCGAGCAGUGGAUAUCCCAGUACCAGGCUGCCUUUGCCAGUCUUGAAGCCACUCAACUUGCCAGCCUCCUGCAGGAAAUCAGCAGCCCCAUUGAUCUGGGCCCGCCCAGCUACGUGCCAGCCACCGCUUUCCUGCAAAACGCGGGUCAGGCGCACCUGAUCAGCCAGUGCGAGCAGCUGGAGGGGGAGGUCAGCGCCCUGUUCCAGCAGAGAAGGUCGCUCCUGAGGGGCUGCCUGGAGCACCUGCACAGCUACGCCACCGUGGCCCUGCUGUACCCCCGCGCCGUGUUCCGCCGGCACCGGGCCCACAUGUGGAAGCAGUGGAUGGAGGAGCUCAUCUGCGACAUGAGUGUGGAGCACUGCCAGGCCAUCUACCACAAGGCGGAGCGGCUGAAGGCGGAGGGCGCCGGCGUGCCGGCGUGCGAGGAGCAGCUGCAGGAGAUCGAGCGCUGCAUCGCCGUCUUCCUGCGCGAGAACGGCGAGCUGGGCUCGCUCAGCCUGGCCGGCAUCAUCGUCUCCGCCCUCUGCGCCCUCACCAGGCGUAACCUGGUGAUGGAGGGCGCGGCGGCCAGCGCCGGGGAGCAGCUGGUGGAGCUGAUGUCCCGGGACGGCGCCUGGUUCCUGGAGGAGCUGUGCAGCAUGAGCGGGAACGUGGCCUGCCUGGUGCAGCUGCUGCAGCAGUGCCAGCUGCUGCCUCAUGACCUGGACAUCCCCAGCCCCGCGGAGACCGCGCAGGCCGUUUACCUGGCCAACGGGGUGUACACCUGCCUGCAAGAGCUGAACACAAACUUCCGGCAGAUCAUCUUCCCGGAAGCGCUGCGCUGCAUGCUGAAGGGGGAGAGCACGCUGGAGGCCAUGCUGCUCGAGCUGGACGCGCUGAUCGAGCAGUGCGCCGACGGGGUCUCCCUGCAGGGGCUGGGCGAGGCUCUGCAGGCCCACCUCCGCAACGCUGCCAUGGGACUGGAUGAGGAGGCCGACUCCCACUACCUUGAUGUCACCAGGAUGCUGCGAGCCCAAUACUCGGAGCUCAUUCAGCCCCGCUCUCUUGAGGGGUCUGUGCAGGAAACCCCCAAGAUGAGCGCGGGACAGAUGUUGCUGGUGGCCUUCGAUGGGAUGUUUGCACAGCUGGAAACUGCUUUUGGGCUUCUGGUAGAAAAGCUCAACAAGAUGGAGGUGCCCGCGGCGUGGCGGAAGAUCGACGUGGUCCGGGAGGCGCGGGCGGCGCAGGCGAACUUCUUCGACAGCGCCCAGCACCGCCAGGUCCUGGAGGAGAUCUUCUUCCUCAAGAGGCUGCAGACCAUCCGCGACUUCUUCAGGCUGUGCGGCUCCUUCGCUCAGACCCUCUCUGGAACCUGCCCUCCCCCCUCUGAAGACCCGGGUCCCUCCAAUGGCCCUGUGCCUCUAGCCGGGGUGAAAUCGAUGUACCGCGGCACUGUGGUUGUGAACGAGGACCAGAUGGCCCGGCCCAUCAAGGCCUUCACGGCAGACUUUGUGAGGCAGAUGCUGAUGGGCUUGCCCACGCAGGUGCUGGGACUGGCCCUGUGCAGCGCCCUGAGCGCUCUGGGAAUGGACCUCAUCGCACAGGUGGAGGCCAAGGACUUUGGCGCCGAGGGCAAGGUGUCCCUGGACGACAUGUGCAAGAAGGCAGUGGAGCAGGGCGUGCAGGCCGGCCGGCUCUCGCAGCUCCUCCUCAACCGAGCCACAGUGCUGGCCAGCUCCUUCGACACGGCCUGGAAGAAGCUGGACCUGGUCAGGCGCGUGGAGACCAGCAUUGAAGCCUGUAAAGUCAGCCUCCAGAGGACGCAGCUCCACAUCGCCAUGUUCCAGUGGCAACACGAAGAUGUGCUGGGAACACGGAACCAGCCGAUGUCCGUCAGCCCCCCGCCGCGCUCCGUCAUCCUCAGCAACAUGAAGAAGAAGCUGUACAAGCUGAGCCAGGACGAGGCGUCCAUUGCCAGCGUGCAGGAGAAGCUGGCUGCACUCGAGGGCAGUAUCGAGCAGCGUCUGAAAUGGGCUGGGGGGGCUAACCCUGCUCUGGCGCCGGUGCUGCAGGACUUUGAGGCGACGAUCGGGGAGCGGCGUGCGCUGGUGAUGAAGGAAGGGCAGCGCACCAGCCAGGUCACCUUCCUCUGCAGCACCAUCCUGAACCUCGAGAGCCUGCGCACGCGCACUCCUGAGGCACUCAGCAUGGACGCCGCGCUGUUCGACCUGGUCAAGCGCUGCCAAGCCACCUGUUCGUACGCGGCGCAGUUCAACAGCUCCGUCUCGCCGCUGGAGCUGCGUCUGCUGCACAGGCUGAGUGCCGGGCUGGACACGCCCAUCGGCAGCCCUGACUGGCUGGUGUGCGCGCACAAGCUCCUGACCCAGGAGAUGUCGACUCAGAGGGCAGUGCAGGCGGAUCGCGAGCAGCAGCUGGACAGCGUCACCGAGACCCUGCAGGGGCUGGUGGACACCAUCAAGGGCAUCCUGUCCACCCACAACCGCCAGCUGGCUGAUGUCAAGCACCUGCUGCGGGCCAUGGCCAAGGAUGAAGAGAAUGCCCUGGUGGAGGGCGAGGAUGUGCCGUACGAGGGCAGCGUGCGUCAGUUCCUGUCGGAGUACAAGGCGUGGCAGGACAACGUCCAGAUUGUGCUUUUCACCGUGGUCCAGUCCACAGGGCAACCGCGCAGUCAGGAGCAGGUGGAGCUGCUGCAGGAGAUCCCAGCCACACUGAAGGAGCUCAAAGUACAGAGCCAGAGUGUCUACAAUGGGCUAGUGGGCUUUGCCUCACCCCUGGUGACCGAGAGAGCGAGUGACUGUGCAAGUCCCACUUCCUCCAGCAUGCAAACAAGCUUUGCUGCAGCAGUGCGUUGCAGUGGGCCGAAGACGCAGCCGGACAACAUGUCCCAGAAUGCGCGCAAGCCCUUCCCACGGAACCUGGGUACUUCAGCGGACACUCCGCCCAGCACCCUACUGCUUACCAGCAAAGGACUGGCCCCCAGCCCCAAGAGGGCUGUGAGGGACCCAAAAACAGGGAGAGCUGUCCAGGAGCGGAAUUCGUAUGCUGUCAGUGUGUGGAAGCGAGUGAAGGCCAAACUGGAGGGGAGAGACGUGGACCCCAACAGGAGGAUGAGUGUAACAGAGCAGGUGGACUGUGUGAUCAAGGAAGCUACGAACCUGGAUAACCUGGCCCAGCUGUAUGAAGGGUGGACGGCCUGGGUGUGAACUGGAAGCCAGCAGAUCUCUGGUCCAGCAAGGGCAGAAAUCCACCAGAAUCCACUGGGUCUGGGGCAAGCGAGCCACAGAGCACCGUGGGGGGGAGGGGGGGCUAGUAAUCCUCCCUGGGGCCCACUCCGGAUCCCCGUAGCACAGCUGCACCCGGCGAUCCAGAUAACACCACGAAUGGGUCUGCACCCUUCUCAUUAGGAGCUGGGGGGGUGACAGGAAUGGGAAGGGGGGGAGAAACGACAGGCGCCCAGCCUGAGCCACCCCCCUGCCCGUAAUAAAUAUAAAUAAAAACACCUCUCCUGAACUCCAAGAACAUGCAGAAAAGGUUUUGUGGUGGGGACUUUACAGGAGACAGGAUUCCGCAGAAACACCCCAGGUAGUUUUCCUCACACCUGUAAGGCAGAGAGAUGGAUACCCGACAUCCAUCAGACCUAGUGCAUGGUUCUGGAAAAUACUUCAACGGAGAGGGGAGAAAGGGGAAAACCAUCCUGUUAGGAUCCUCUUGACUUUUUUUUCUUGUUUUUUUUUUUGUGGUGGUCCAACGCUGCUUGUUGCCCCGCAACAAAGCUGGUUCACUGGCAGGUAGAGAGGACAGGGUGGCCGAAGAAAGGGAGGCUCGAGUGAACUCGGUUGUCAGCCCGAGAGCUGAAGUCAGAAAACAGAGGACUUCUUUCAGAAAUGGUGUCAUCAGAAUCGCACUUUUUAUUGGACACGAAGAGACUUCUCGAACACCGCUCUAAACAGGCGAGAUGGGUUUGUUGCAGUCUUUAUUCGAUGAAGGUUUGCAAUGCGAUGAAGAGCAAUUGGCUGGCAUGUUAUUUUUUUAAAGUUUCAGGCAUUCUGUAUAAUGCUUCAGUUCUAGAAAUCCAGUUACCUGUUUAGUGACGACGUUUCUGAUUGAUUUACGGAUGAAAAGCAGAAGAGAAAGAUGUCUUUUAAGUAUCUGAACAAAGAUGCGGUCAUUUCUUAGAGACUUUCAAAUUCAAAAGCCACAUGUAGAGCAGUUUGUUGAUUUAUACUUAUUUUUUCUUGAUUUGCAUCUCUGUUGUGUAUUGUAGACACUUUUUUUCUCCCACUGUUCCUGCUUUUGAAAAGCCCAUUGCAAAAAUUGGGCUAAUUUUUUUUUGGCUUGCCAGUGAAAAGAUGUGCCAUUCCUGUUUAUAUAUAUAUAUUAAUCCCCUUUAGCUUGAGUUUUACUAAUCUAGAUCUCUUCCAGUUUUACAUUCUUUGUGGGAGACGAUAAAUAAAGUGAUUGUUUUGGUGACGGUGCAAAUUGUUGUUUCUUAAAGAUUUUAUUCCGUUUUGUUUGAUGCACAAAUAAACCAGCAGGUUUUAAAAUUUG